AUGGAGGGUGCUUCGUCCUCCGCCGCCGGCGGUCCUUCUUCUUCUUCUGCGGCGGCGGUGCAGGGGAGCCGGGGCCGGGCGUCCGGGAGGGUGGGCGCGACCAACAUCGGCAGGCUGCGGCCGGGGAAGCAGCAGCAUGCCACGAGAGCCGCCGGCGUGGGCAUCAGCGUCAGCGUCACGUCCUGGCACCUCAGGGUGUUCGCGGCCGUCGUCGGCCUCAUGGGCUGCGUCCUGCUCGCCGCCUCCCUCGCCAUGUCCGCGCUCCACCAGGUGCAGUUCAGGAACGCCGCCAUCUCCAGGAACUUCAGGGGCCUCCAGGAGCUUAAGCAAAACAUUGUAAGGAGGGAGCAAGUGGAGCAGAUAAUGCAUGGAAGGCUUCUGCAAAUGGCCACUUCAGCUCUCACAAAGAACGGCUCUGAAUCUGAAGAUUUCGCGCUAUGGGAAGAGCCCUACAAGCAAGCGCGCAAGUGGAAGCCCUGUGCUGCUAAGCACAGUUUGGCUGACGAAGGGCCUGACAAGAUCAACAACGGUUUCAUCCUGGUCAGCGGAAAUGGUGGUCUAAACCAGCAGCGUGUCGCUGUAUGUAAUGCUGUUGUCGUUGCUGCUCUGCUCAAUGCUACACUAGUCCUCCCGCGGUUCCUCUACAGCAGCGUGUGGAAGGACACAAGUCAGUUUGGUGACAUCUAUCAGGAAGACUACUUCGUGAACUACAUGAAGAAUGAUGUGCGAAUCGUGAAAGAACUACCAGCACGACUUCAGUCACUGGACCUCGAAGCAAUUGGCAGCCAGAUCACUGACAUGGAAAUCUCGAAAGAGGCUGAACCAUCUGAGUUCGUCAAAUCGAUACUCCCAAUUCUUCAGCAAAAUGGCGUUGUUCAUUUCCUCGGGUUCGGAAACCGGCUAGGCUUCGAUUCAGUGCCUGUUCAUCUGCAGAGGCUGAGAUGCAGAUGCAACUUCCACGCUCUCAAGUUCGUCCCCGAGCUCCAGCAAGCAGGCUCCCUGCUGGUCCAGCGGCUGCGCCAGGUGAGCGCGAUGCAGACAGAAAUGGACAAGCAGCUGUUCGGCAACAACAUGCUCGACACGGCCUUCGCGGAGAACCACGCCGCCGGCACGCCCAACAGGUACCUCGCCCUGCAUAUGAGGUUCGAGGAGGACAUGGUGGCCUACUCGCUCUGCGACUUCGGCGGCGGCGAGGAGGAGAGGAGGGAGCUGCAGGCGUACAGGGAGACCCACUUCCCGGCACUCGCGCUGCGCCUCCGGAACACCACGGUUUCGCCGGAGGAGCAGCGCAGCCUGGGGAGGUGCCCGCUGACGCCGGAGGAAGCGGGUCUCGUCCUCUCCGCGCUGGGAUACGACCGCCGGACGUUCAUCUACGUGGCCGGGUCGCAGAUAUACGGCGGCGCGCCACGGCUGCGGCCCCUGACGCGGCUGUACCCGAAUCUGGUCACCAAGGAGGAUAUCCUCACCGCCGACGAGCUGGCCCCGUUCAAGAAUUUCUCUUCACGGCUUGCGGCCUUGGACUUCAUCGCGUGCGCCUCGGCGGACGUGUUCGCGGUGACGGACUCCGGAAGCCAGCUGUCGUCGCUGGUGUCCGGGUACCGGAUCUACCACGGCAGGGGCCGCGCGCCGACGCUGCACCCGAACCGGAAGCGCUACGCGCAGGUGCUUUCCGAGGAAGGGAGCAUCGCGUGGGGCGGGUUCCAGAGGAGGGUGAGGCAGAUGGUGGACGAGUACAAGCGGGUGAGCCCGCGGCCGAGGGGCCGGAGCGUCUACCGGCAGCCGAGGACGCCCGGGUGCAUGUGCAGGGCCGGCGGCGACGGGAGCGUCGACUUCUGA
This is a messenger RNA of Miscanthus lutarioriparius, 1836 nucleotides long. The record is from the annotation of a GenBank genome assembly. NCBI's taxonomy places the organism in Eukaryota, Viridiplantae, Streptophyta, Magnoliopsida, Poales, Poaceae.